AUGUCUCGAUCAAAGGACCGUAUGUUUCUUUGUCAGAGAAAAUAUGCUCAGCAAAUUUUGGCACGUGCUAAUAUGUCUUCUUGCAAGCUGGCUAACACUCCUAUUGAUACUAAGUCGAAACUUAGUGCUAGUAGUGGCAAACCUGUUAAUGAUCCGAGCUCUCAUCGUCAGCUCGCCGGUGCUCUGCAAUAUCUUACCUUCACCAAACCAGAUCUUUCCUAUGCGGUUCAGCAACUCUGUUUGUUCAUGCAUGAUCCUCGUGAUCCUCACCUUCAUGAUUUAAAGCGUGUUCUUUGGUAUCUCAAAGGUACUCUUGACUUUGGUAUGCAUCUCUCUUUUACUCCUGCUUCUGGUGUAGUCUCCUAUUUUGAUGUUGAUCGGGGUGGUUGCUCGGAUAGUAGACGUUCUACGUCUGGUUAUUGUGUGUUUCUUGGGGAUAACCUUAUUUCUUGGUCAUCUAAGCGCCAAGCUACUUUAUCAAAAUCGACUGCUGAGGCCGAGUAUCGAGGGGUUGCUAAUGUGAUUGCCGAGACCACUUGGUUACGCAAUUUGUUGUUGGAGUUGCAUUGCCCUUUGCGCAAAGCCACAGUUGUUUAUUGUGAUAACAUUAGUGCAGUGUAUAUGUCUCACAAUCCGGUUCAUCAUCAACGCACUAAGCAUGUAGAGAUGGACAUUCACUUUGUUCGUGAGAAGUUUUCCCUCGGUCAUAUUCGUGUUCUACAUGUGCCUUCUUCUUUUCAAUACGCUGAUAUCUUCACCAAGGUUCUUCCUACACCGUUGUUUGUGGACUUUCGAUCCAGUUUGAGCAUUCGUCCUCUUCUUGCUCCAACUGAGGGGGUGUGUUAG
This is a messenger RNA of Chenopodium quinoa (quinoa), 846 nucleotides long. RefSeq lists its product as uncharacterized. Lineage: Eukaryota; Viridiplantae; Streptophyta; Magnoliopsida; Caryophyllales; Amaranthaceae. The record is from RefSeq and is a predicted model, not a curated record. The transcript has a single exon. The coding region runs from base 1 to 846 and encodes 281 amino acids.